AUAGUUAUGGCAUUUCCGCUCUUUCCCUGCCUGGCAUCUCGGGUUGUUGUGGAGUAUGACAAGUGACGAGUGCGUGGUUUGUUUAUUUGGUUGGUGUUCACGUCAAAUCUUAAUUUUUAGCCAUGGACUCAGAAAACGACACUCAUAGCUUACCUGAUGGACCGAAGGAUUUAUGUUUCAGCAAAUAUGAUUUCAUGAAGACACCCUUUUCUGUUGAUGAAUUUCUUCAGAAUCAGCGGAAAAAUGCAAACCUUGAAAUUAUGAGAGAUGAUUUGGGAGUUUAUCUUAAAGUUCUGCGCUCUGCUAUGAUUGAAUUAAUCAACAAAGACUAUGCAGACUUUGUAAACCUCUCAAGUAAUCUUAUUGGUCUCGACAAAGCCAUCACCAAAAUCCAAGUACCACUUGGUCAGCUGAAAGAAGAAGUCUGGCAAGUCAAGUCUAAUCUUGAUGAGGCAAUAACUGAAGUAUCUGAGAGCCUUGAAAAGCAACGGUUUCUUCAAAAAACGAAGAGAAGCCUUCACAGCCUCAGCUAUGUUCAGCAGUCUCUCCACAAUCUCAGUACUCUUCUGCGUCUUCCAUCUCUUAGUUUUGAGUCUCCAAGCUCUGAUAAAGAGAGGGCUAAUGAACAGUUGGUAGAAGCAAAACAUGAUGAUUUUUCUGGAGCUGAUCUAGUAGAGCGAAUGGCAUCUGAGCUGAAUCAGCUGCAUUUUAGAAUAGGUCAUUGUGAAGAUCUUGUUGCUGAGGAGUACAAGGAGCGUCUGUCUCAAAUAGAAUCAGCACUUAUGAAGAGCUUGGAUAAGCUUUUCCUGGAGAGUAUAAAUGUACCAGAUAUUGUAACUAUCAAGAGGUGCUUGUGCGUUUAUGAAAGUCUUGGUAAAGAACGCGAAGCUGAAGAGUUAUUCCAAAAGAAAGUAGUAGCCAAAGAAUUGCACCAUGUUAUCAGUGAGGCAUCUUUACAAUCAAAUCCUCAAGGUUUAAAGGGAGUGUACAGGGAAAUUUUAAGUUUCAUUGAUAAUCAUAUGAAGGACUUAUUGGAAUUCACUUCACAUAGGGAAAGACCACCAGCUGUUUCUGGAUUCUUCUUCUUGGUUAACAGCUACUGGCCCGAGGUGGAACAGCGCCUUGAGCUUCACAUGCCUUCAAUAUUUGCCCCUGGCAAUCCUGACAACUUCUUUGAGAAUUUUACUGAAACUCAAAGUUUCUUGAACGAACUUGAGCAGAAAUGUGGAUCCAAGGCUGAAGUCAAACGACUUCAUCAACACCCACAGUACAUGUCAUUCCUCCAGCUUUGGAAUCUUCCCGUCUAUUUUCAAAUCAGGUUUCAAGAAAUUGCGGGCAGUUUAGAGACGGUUUUGUUUCAAUGGCCUAAAAACCUUAAAUCAACCUCUGAUCAGUUCCAAUUAUCCCCUACUGCUGCUACAUGGGCAGCAGCUCAGAUGUGUUGGAACUCAAAAAUAUUUCUUUUUCAGCUCACUCACAGGUUUUGGAAACUUACACUUCAAGUUUUUGCUCGCUAUUACUCAUGGACCGGGGAAGUUCUACGAGAGAAAUGGAGUGCAGAAGAGGUCACAAGUCGUAAAUCAUUUUUGGUUCAGCUUUUUUGUGACAUUAAGUCACUGUCAUCAUCCCUGCCUGAAAUUUUAGAUCUGGCAUUUGAACAUUUUAAUAAUUUAUCAGAUUCUAGCUUGAGCCACUUCAAAAGUAGUCUGCAGGAGAGUUCCGAACAGUUACUAUCCCGAUUACCAGCAGUUACAGAACGUAUUGUAUCUGAAGUAGCUGCAGUUAGUGGUGCAUCUCUCCGUCAAGUUAGUGACAUUCCGAGACUCUUCAGACGUACCAAUCGAGAUGUGCCUACUAAGCCUUGUUCCUAUGUGAAUGCAAUUUUGGCUCCACUCCUUGACUUUCACAACACCUACAGUUCUUCUGUUAGUACAAGUCAGUUAGAGGAGUGGCUUACUUUGAUUUGUUCUUCAAUAACAUGCCAGUUCUAUAUUUGCGUGUCAGAUGUACUCACUUCAGUUCAAAAAACAGAAGAGAGCUUACGCCGUUUGAAGAAAAUGAGAGAUCGAGGUGCACAAGCUUCCUCAGCAGAGGGCCGUGGAUUGUCUGAUGAUGAUAAAAUUAGAAUGCAGCUUUCCAUUGAUGUCAAUACCUUUAUUCUAGAAAUUGAAAAGCUUGGUGUUAAGCGUGACAAUGUGGAAAGACUUAUGGAUCUCACUAGUCUUGUGGAAAAUGCAAUUCAAGGCCAGCACCAGGCUCAAAACUAAACCAGUGCCCCAAGGGGUAGUGCAUUUAUGGGGCCAAACACAAUUGUUUGUAUUACCUGCAAAUUGUGAAAAUUUCUCAGUAUUUUCAUUCCAAUUUUUGUUCUAGUAACAUUGAAAAGAACAUGUUUAAAUCAUUUUUGUUAUUGGAUUGUUUUUGCCAAAGAUGUAUCAAAAAAUUGGAUGUUACUAUAUUGCUGUUAUGUUAUUGAAUAAUGUUAUGAUUGCUUACUGUUGUAAUUUAUAAAUAAAUAUAAAGCAAAUAUUAGAUA
Thrips palmi is the source of this 2536-nucleotide messenger RNA. RefSeq names its product conserved oligomeric Golgi complex subunit 2 (gene Cog2). Gene Ontology annotation, biological process: protein transport; Golgi organization; intra-Golgi vesicle-mediated transport. The record is from RefSeq and is a predicted model, not a curated record. Gene Ontology annotation, cellular component: membrane; COG complex. Bases 123 to 2267 code for a protein of 714 amino acids. The transcript is spliced from 13 exons. Lineage: Eukaryota; Metazoa; Arthropoda; Insecta; Thysanoptera; Thripidae.